Molecule: messenger RNA, 1952 nt
Organism: Stegodyphus dumicola
Lineage: Eukaryota; Metazoa; Arthropoda; Arachnida; Araneae; Eresidae
Gene: Ube3a
Product: ubiquitin protein ligase E3A
Biological process (GO): protein polyubiquitination
Molecular function (GO): ubiquitin protein ligase activity
Source: RefSeq, a predicted model, not a curated record
CAUAAUUUCGAUCUCAUAUGGCAAUGUUGCUGUAUCACCGAAUAAAUAGCUAUAUAUGUUUAAAGGAUUUCUAUUUAAUUUUAACUAAUUUAGUACUUAAUAUAGCUGUUUGUUAAUUUAAGGUUAAGGAAAUUGAUCUAGUUCUAUGAAUUCCCAAACAGCAACAGAAGCUUCACGCUCUGCGGAAGCUAAUAGGAAACGAACUGCUGCAAAGAAGCUUAUUGAACGUUAUUAUUUCCAGUUAACUGAUGGUUGUGGAAAUCAGUCAUGUGAAAAUGAAAAUUGUGCUUCAUGUCAGAAAGCUCCUAAGCUCGAGCCUGAUGAAGCAGCUGCUCGUGCCAUUGAGCUUUUUAAAUCAAAAGCUAAACUUUGUGUUCCUCCAUGUCCUGGAAUAAAUCGCUCAAAUGAAAGCUUUCCUAUAGAUAUGCCUAAUGGGGCAAAUAACAUUUCUAGGAAUUUAACUCAAUCAGAAAGUUUUACAUUUUGUCAGAAAGACCAUUCUAAAGAUAGGCAUGGACCUGAUGUAGAUUCAUGUAAAAUGGACACAGAUACUCCAGGGUCAGUGACAGAUAGUUCAAGUUCAAAUAGCAAACAAGUGUCUCAUUUAUCACCUACAGAUAGUGCAUGUUCGAGAAGUAUAUCAUCACCCAAUUCAUGUGUGCCCAUGGAUACUUCAAAAGAAAUUCCUUUACAAGGUCUGUUGUAUCUUGAUGAAAAAAAUUUAUUAGAAAUUAUAGAAAAAUGUAAAGAAGAACAAAAUUUUUCUUUAUUGAUACGGACACUUGGGCAAGUAUUUUCUUCUGAAGAAUCUCUUAAACGAAGUUUUAAGAAAGAUAUUACCAAAGACAAUCUUUCCAAAGAAGAUAUAAGAGCUAUGGAAGUGGAUGAAGACAAAGACAAAGAUUCAUCCAAAGAAGGGGGGGCUGAUGAACAGGAUGCUGAUAAAAAGCCUCCAGUUGUAACGGUGGACAUUGCAUCUGUACGACGAGCAUUUUCUGCUCUUUUUAAAAUACCAGAUUAUCCUUUCCAGAGAGCACUAAUCAAUGCUCUCAUCAUCUUAUCGGAAAAUCUUGAAUUUGACUUUAAAUAUGGUAAUAAACAGUCUGUAGAUCCAAGUCUCUUAAAUAUUUUUGUUAUUGUUAUGGAAAUCCCAAUGAUGGAGUGCCCAGAAUAUAUGGAAGCUGCUUUACCAGCCUUCUGCAAAGCAGCUGCUCUCCUUCCAGUACGUAGUCAAGCUGUUUUGGCUCGAACGUGGAGUACUUUUGGUGCAGAGCGUUUAAAGGAAAUGUUAGACACUUUACAUCAAUUUAUAACACUAAGAGUCAUUGUAGGGCAGUUUUCUAGAGAAUAUUUCAUCAAUGAUGAAGAAUCAGUUAUUGCUGCAACUAAACUUAUGAAAAUUCUUUUUUAUGCUAGCCUUCUUGGAGGGGUUGUGGAAGAUCCAGAACUCACUAAUGAGGAUGAAGACAUAGGUGAAACAGAUGAAAACUUGCAUGAUCUUUUGGGAGCCAGAGCUGGUCCUGAAUCUAAAGAUAGUCAAAAGACAAAAGAAGAUCCUCUUGGCAUUGAACUUAACAUUAAACCCAUUGACUGUAGGUCACCUGUACUUCCAUUUGAAGAAUUUUAUAAUGAACCAUUGAGUGAUCAACUUGAAAUGGAUAGAGAUUUUGCAUAUUAUAAAACAGAAGGUGGAAAAUUUUCAUUUAUGAACUAUUCAUUUAUUCUAACUCCUGCAGUUAAAGCUUUAGGUCUGUAUUAUGACAAUAGGAUACGUAUGUACAGUGAGCGCAGAAUAUCUGUAUUGCAGAGUCUUGUUCAUGGAGCCCCUCCAAAUCCUUACUUACGGCUACGAGUUAGAAGAGAUCAUAUCAUUGAUGAUGCACUCGUUGGGGUGAGUAUUUUUUAUGUUUUAUAUUCUUUUUAAAUGUCAAAUAUAUACAUAUUAUUAUGGU